UUCCUUUUUCUUAUCUUAUGCGCCAAAUUUCGAAUAAUCCCGUAUUCUCGAUUUAUUUGCCGCGCUUUGGCAGUAGUUCUGGUUACUUUGUUCUGAAGUUCAUAAGUCUUUAAUACAUUUCAAAUACAAUUUAUUAUUAUAGCUAUUUCUAAUAUUUUAAGUAUUUAAGUACCGUAAAGAUGAAACAAGUUUUAAGGAUUGCCAAGCUUUCAAAUAAUGCAAAAAUUCCAACUAAAGGCUCUAAAUUGGCCGCAGGUUAUGAUCUAUAUAGCGCUUAUGAUUAUGUUGUACCACCCAAAGGAAAAGUUCUUGCUAUGACUGAUAUUCAAAUUCAGGUUCCUCCUGGUCAUUAUGGUAGAGUUGCACCAAGAUCUGGCUUAGCUGUAAAAAAUUUUAUUGAUGUUGGAGCUGGUGUUGUGGAUGAAGACUAUAGAGGAAACCUUGGUGUUGUAUUGUUUAACUUUGGAUCUGAAGAAUUUAAAGUAAAUAAAGGAGAUCGCAUUGCCCAGUUGAUAUGCGAAAAGAUUUCUUAUCCUGAAUUGGAAGAAGUUGAAGCUUUAAAUGAUACUGAAAGAGGUGAUGGAGGCUUUGGAUCUACUGGCAAAAACUAAUUCCAUUUCUUUUUCUUUUUAAUGUCUAAUUUAUUUUAGUGCAUUUAUUUUUAAAUGAGUUUGUACAUAAGAAAUGAAUAAAAGCUGUCCGAAAUUCA
Argiope bruennichi is the source of this 709-nucleotide messenger RNA. RefSeq names its product deoxyuridine 5'-triphosphate nucleotidohydrolase-like (gene dUTPase). The record is from RefSeq and is a predicted model, not a curated record. The transcript is spliced from 6 exons. Gene Ontology annotation, biological process: dUMP biosynthetic process; dUTP catabolic process. Lineage: Eukaryota; Metazoa; Arthropoda; Arachnida; Araneae; Araneidae. Gene Ontology annotation, molecular function: dUTP diphosphatase activity; magnesium ion binding. The coding region runs from base 180 to 611 and encodes 143 amino acids.